AGUUUCACCUCAGCUCCUACUGUCUGUGUCCCUUACAGAUACACAAAGACUCUCAAUACUGUACAUUAAUGCACAUGCAUUCCUAGAUGACCUCAUUCGUGCUUUCACUCUUCUUCUUCCUUUGUUCGGUGAUUAGACUGCAGCCUUCCUGUGCAGAAUAGGGGCCAAAAAUUCAGAUGUGUUUCACUUCCUGCUCAUAUCAGAGCUCUUUGCCUUUUUCAAAUCCAGAAAAGGACACUUUCCUCCUCAGCUCAGAUAACAUGUCUAGACUGUGAUAGUGACUCUGUGCUUAUUUUAAGAGUCAUUAUCUAUUUAUUGUCUAAGCUUGAAAGAUUUCUUAAUUAAAGCAUGGCUAUAAGUGUGACUCUAAAGCACUUUUUUUUUUAGAUAUUUUUGAGAUUUGCAGUGAGCUGAGCUAAGUGACUGAAUUAUUUAUGUGGAUCCAAUGUAAUGAUAUUCCUGCAAAUUAAUUUGAUUUCCGUUAUAAAACAAAGUAUAAAAACUGAUUUGAGAAUUGGGAUUGUUUUGCUAUUUCCAGUCAGUUUCUUGCCAAUUCUUCUAUAUAAGCAUCUGAAAUUUCUGUUUUAAAGUAUGAUCGAUCCAAAAUAGUGACUCUUUUUCAGUGGUGUAGCUGCACAAUCUUAUUGUAGUUUAAGUUAGAGUUUUGUGGUGAAGUAUUUCAUAAAGCUUAGAAGCUUUAUUCUCAAACAUUGUUUGUUUUCGUAAAACAGAUUAUAACCUGGAAUGUGUUUAGAACCCCCUUGAUUAUUUUAUGGAAAUAUUUCCUAAUGACUAAUUUAUCUUUCUGGUGAUGAAAAGAAAUUGUUGUUAAAGUUUAAAAAGUGUCAGUGUAAAGCAACAGGUAGGGGAGGGGGAGUGCUAUAGUUUUGUUCCUUUUAUUUAGUGAAGGCAUGGUUGACUUUAUUGAGAAUCUCAGGCUUCACACUGAGGAAAUACCACACGGGAAAGUACUUUUUGAAAACUCUGGACUAUCCUUCAUACUGGACACUAACCAUAACCCUCUGCUUUCAUCUCAAACUGAAAUGGUAAGAGAAAAAGAUGGAGGGAAACGCGUCACCUUUAAACUCUUCCCUCCCUCUUUGAACCUCAAAGGGUUCCUUUGUUCGCCUGGUACAAAAGCUCUCAUGGUCACAUGGCCGGCGAGCUGACACAGACCGGCGAAGGGACAGAGACACGGAGAGGUAGAACGGGUCAGGAAGAGUAAAGCUGGGAACAGGGAGGCAGACGCGCUGCUUCCAUCCAGAUUACUGUGACUCACACACAUGGAGUGGGGCUAUGCGAUACCCUUUUAUGUGCUUCAGAUCUCAAGGAGCCUUCACAACAAACUGCGGUUGGGCACCGGCUCGUCCUCCAGCCUCACCGACCUCUCGCAAGCCAAAUGUUCUUCAGGGGCUGGGGAGAAGGGAGGGACAGCUGGGGGGCUGUCAGAGGAGGGCGGGAGGAGCAAAGAGACUCAGCAGAGGAGGGCCGGUGCCAACGCCACCUGGAACAGCAUCCAAAACGCAGUGAUCUCAGUUUUCCAGAAGAAGGAGCUGGGAGUAAAUGAACUCUAUACUUUAAAUGAAGGUGUCAGGCAGCUGCUGAAGACAGAGCUGGGCUCCUUCUUCACCGAGUACCUGCAGAAUCAGCUCCUCACCAAAGGCAUGGUCAUACUGAGGGACAAGAUACGCUUCUAUGAAGGUCAGAAGCUGUUGGACUCUCUGGCUGAAACCUGGGAUUUCUUCUUCUGCGAUGUUCUCUCCAUGCUGCAGGCCAUCUUCUACCCCGUGCAGGGAAAGGAGCCAUCGGUGCGCCAACUUGCUCUCCUCCACUUCAGAAACAUAAUCACCCUCAACCUAAAACUGGAUGAGGCUCUGUCUCGACCCCGAGCCAGAGUCCCCCCAUCCAUCGUCCAAAUGCUGAUGAUACUACAGGGAGUCCACGAAUCCAAAGGUGUAACAGAUGACUACCUCCGUCUGGAGUCUCUCAUCCAGAAAGUGGUCUCUCCCUACCUCGGGACUCAUGGUUUAUACUCCAGAGACGAAUCCUCUAAUUUGCACUGCUCAUCCUGCUUGUUAGAAAAGAAGCUGCAGUACUCCAGAGCUCCCAAAUCAAAUGGCUCUCCCACUGUGAAGAAUCCCGUGGUUCGCUCUAAGAGCUAUAACGUUCCCAUGCUGACGCCUGUCGUGGAGUACGACAUAGACACGUCCUCUGGCGGCAGCACGGGCAUCAGACGCCACUCCGUCUGUGAGAUGUCGUCUUGCAUGGAGGAGAGUAGCUCGCUGAUUAAAUCCGUCGUCAGGAUUUCUGAAAAAAUCAGCCCCUCCAACUCCUCCAUAUCUUCUACCACCUCUGCUGCUCUCACAGACACUUUAAGAUCCAGUCAAGACCUCCAGCACAGAGACAACCACAGCCCCGCGUUGCCCCACCUGCUUAAACCCCAGCAGCCCUCCCCCAGCAUCCUUCCCGAGCCUUCCCCAAGUGAGGACGCUAUUUGUUCUGGCUCACUGGAGUUGUUUGACUCGCCCUCUUCUUCUAAACUGCUUGCACAAGACACGAGUUCGGGGCCCAGUCCGGCCUCCAGCACGGAGAUGACAGCGGACCAGAACACAGAGUCUCUGGACUCAGAGCAGGAACAAGAAGGGAUCUUUCUGGACUUCGCGCACCAUUGCUCAGGGGACUCGACACAGAGCGAAGACAGUGACAGGCAGAGCAUGGCCUGACACUAAUACAGACAGUUAUUAGAAAUGUUAACACUGCCUAGCUGCAGAUAUUCCCCACACUCUGGCGCCCUCUGUAGUUUUUCUAGAGUUCCUACAUCUUAGAGACUAAAGCUGAAUUAUUUUUCUAUUAUGUGGAAUCACUAAAUAUGUCAGGUAUUUUUCCUAGGGCAUAAAACAAGGAGAUGUAAAAUCAGACUUUAUAUUUAUUUUUUUAAACAAACUAUUUUAAUAAUUGUUAAAUCUGUGUUUUUAAAUCUUAAGCUUUUUCACCACCGCUGGGCCUUUUACUGGAUUAACGGCGUAGUUCUGUUUUAGAAAGGUGGUCUUUUACUCUGUGAUUAAAUUUAUUGUCUAAUGUCUGUUUUGUAGGUUAAAUGUUUCAACAUUGUUAAACUAUGUUUUACAGUGGCAAUUUAGCCCUCAGUAAAAUGAAUGUCACUGCAAAAUUAUGGACAUGCAGAGAAAAAUAUUCACAAUUUAGCUUUAAUCUAAAGACAGGAUCACAUAAAAGGUAAUUUGCAUUUGAUUUACUAAAUAAAACCAUAUAGAUGUAAAUUAUUCCAAGUGUAUAAUCUUUUAAUAAGCUACAGGUGGUGACUCUUGAGACCGUGAAUUUAAGGAGUCCUACUGAAUCAUACUGUAUGCAAGACAUCCAGCUCCUUUGAUUUAUAUUUCUAACAUCAGAGUUCCUGCACAUUUUAUCACAAAAUAAUAAUAAUAAAAAACUUUAAAAAGCACCCUUAGGGCUCUCUUUGACACAUAUACCAAGUUUAGGAGCCUUAAGUUUAGUUCAAUUGAAUCUAAGGUAAUCAAAAGACCA
Messenger RNA from Cyprinodon variegatus (sheepshead minnow), 3543 nucleotides. Its product is annotated as proline-rich protein 5-like. The record is from RefSeq and is a predicted model, not a curated record. The transcript is spliced from 9 exons. Gene Ontology annotation, cellular component: TORC2 complex. NCBI's taxonomy places the organism in Eukaryota, Metazoa, Chordata, Actinopteri, Cyprinodontiformes, Cyprinodontidae. Bases 1284 to 2723 code for a protein of 479 amino acids. Gene Ontology annotation, biological process: TORC2 signaling.